Messenger RNA from Amaranthus tricolor (Joseph's coat), 1003 nucleotides. RefSeq names its product PHD finger-like domain-containing protein 5A. NCBI's taxonomy places the organism in Eukaryota, Viridiplantae, Streptophyta, Magnoliopsida, Caryophyllales, Amaranthaceae. The record is from RefSeq and is a predicted model, not a curated record. The transcript has 2 exons. Gene Ontology annotation, cellular component: U2 snRNP; catalytic step 2 spliceosome; precatalytic spliceosome. Gene Ontology annotation, biological process: mRNA splicing, via spliceosome. Bases 194 to 526 code for a protein of 110 amino acids.
AGUAUCUUUCUUUUGGCUUAAAAUCUAAGUACAUACAGAUGCUGUAUUACCUUCUUCCUCUUUCCUCCUCCCUCCUUCCUUAGAAAACUUUGAACCCGGAGAAGUCAUUCUUAACUGUCAAAUUUUGGUAUUCACUCCUUUUUCAACGCUGUCGGUUAAUCUCCUUCAUAACUACUUGGUCAUUGUACUAGCCAUGGCAAAGCACCAUCCCGAUCUUAUCAUGUGCCGAAAGCAGCCAGGCAUUGCUAUUGGACGGCUAUGUGAGAAGUGUGAUGGAAAAUGUGUGAUCUGUGAUUCAUAUGUCCGGCCGUGCACACUCGUUCGAGUUUGUGAUGAAUGCAACUACGGGUCCUUUCAGGGUAGAUGCGUUAUCUGUGGAGGUGUUGGCAUUUCAGACGCGUAUUACUGCAAGGAGUGCACUCAACAGGAGAAAGAUAGAGAUGGGUGCCCAAAGAUCGUCAAUCUAGGAAGCGCUAAAACAGAUCUCUUCUAUGAACGGAAGAAAUACGGUUUCAAGAAACGAUGAUCUACGGCUGCAUGUUUUGCUUCUUUAACAUCUCGAUUUAUGAUAAAAUCUACUAUAACUUUGUAUGAUUUCCUUAUUCUAUUUCUUCUGAUUUAGAAAACUGAUGAACAGGAGUUUUCUCAAACACUAAGUAACAGAAAAUAAGGUAAGCUGUCAAUGUGCACAAAGAUCUUGUUGGAGCUUUAGCUGAAAACUUUCACCUAUUAAUGUUGUAUGGUUUCUCUUUAUUUUGUCUUAUGUUUGUGGUGAAUUUCGUUUACCAUUACUCAUUUCAAUUUAAUGGUGGUGUUUGGUAAAAGGGCUUAUAAAACAAUUUUAGCUUAUUUUUGUAGGAAAAUGUGAUUCUUAUUUCCCAUCCUCCAAUGUAAGGAAUAUAUAUACAAAUAUAUCAAACUCUAAAGCACCAAACGAUGAUCAGAAUACCCUCACACCACAUUCCUAAACCAUUGGACCAUACAAAACUCCUAUUACACCCCG